AAAAAAAUUGGUAAAAAAAUAUAGAUAAUACAAAAAAUAUUUUUGUUAGCUUUAUUACUAAAGAUGGCUAAAAUAAUGCUGUUUGUAGCUAUUUGCAAUCCUAUCCAAGCUGCCAAUGCAAUUCUCAAAUGUUAUAGUGGGGGCCCCGACUGUCACCUGGGCUUGGUCCCACCGAUGCUUCUUGUCGGCAAGGGCGCGGAUGCCUGGGCGCAUGCGCGUGGGAUUGAGACCAACAAUAAUACGCGACACAAGAUUACCGAGGCGGCGUUAGGAAAAUACGAGGAAUAUAUGAACCGCAUCACAAAUGUGUCUAAAGCUGCAGAGACGGAGGCCGACUUAUUUGAUAAUGGUGGCGGGUCCCAAGACUUGUUGAUGGAUACUGUAGGUGCAGUGUGCGUUGAUUCCCACGGAAAUGUGGCUGCUGGGGUUAGUUCAGGCGGGAUUGCGCUUAAAUACCCAGGACGCGUGGGUGAGGUAAGCAUAUAUGUUUAUAGAAAAAGGACGUUUGCCAAGAAUACACAGGUUAAAACAAAACCUAAUUAUGAAUUAACCACUUCUAUUUACUUUUUUUGUAGGCUGCUAUGUUUGGGUGUGGAUGCUGGGCCGAAACACAGUUGGACGAUGAUGAUUGCCCGCUGGCUGUUGGGUGCAGCGUGACUGGUACGGG
Molecule: messenger RNA, 667 nt
Organism: Kickxella alabastrina
Lineage: Eukaryota; Fungi; Kickxellomycota; Kickxellomycetes; Kickxellales; Kickxellaceae
Product: nucleophile aminohydrolase
Exons: 1
Coding region: 76-657 (193 amino acids)
Biological process (GO): protein maturation
Molecular function (GO): threonine-type endopeptidase activity
Source: RefSeq, a predicted model, not a curated record